Messenger RNA from Chrysemys picta bellii (western painted turtle), 768 nucleotides. RefSeq names its product histone H2B 8. Gene Ontology annotation, cellular component: nucleosome. Lineage: Eukaryota; Metazoa; Chordata; Testudines; Emydidae. The record is from RefSeq and is a predicted model, not a curated record. Gene Ontology annotation, molecular function: DNA binding; protein heterodimerization activity; structural constituent of chromatin.
UAUAAGCCAUUACUGAAUUCAACUUUGGUUAUAGCUUUACAGUUUUAAAAGCUAUUUGGGAUUGCACCUAGAGUGAAACAUUUGCAAGUACUGCUUCCAACUAUUGUUGGUAAAUUGCUUUUUGAUUGGCUGAAAAAAAACCAACAACCAAUGGUGACAUGGUAUCUGAAGCUGACCAAUGUGCCGGUGCUGACACCAUUUGUUUCUUGUAUCAAAUAGGAAGUCAGACAGCAAAAGCUACUCAUUUGCAUACGCUCCCUAUAAAUACUAGGGCAGCUGUGCUAUCAGUAUGUUAUUGUUCUUGAGUUAUACUGCGAACGCAAACUGCUACCAUGCCAGAGCCGGCAAAAUCUGCCCCUGCCCCUAAAAAGGGUUCUAAGAAAGCUGUGACCAAGACUCAGAAGAAAGGGGAUAAGAAAAGGAGAAAGACGAGGAAGGAGAGUUACUCUAUCUACGUGUACAAGGUAUUGAAGCAAGUUCAUCCUGACACCGGUAUCUCCUCUAAAGCCAUGGGGAUCAUGAACUCCUUUGUAAACGACAUCUUCGAACGUAUCGCUGGGGAAGCGUCUCGCCUGGCUCAUUACAACAAGCGCUCAACCAUCACUUCUCGGGAGAUCCAGACCGCUGUGCGCCUGCUUUUGCCGGGGGAGCUGGCCAAACAUGCGGUGUCUGAGGGCACCAAGGCUGUCACCAAGUACACUAGUUCCAAGUAAACUUUCAAAACUUUUUUUUCAGCUAUAACCCAAAGGCUCUUUUAAGAGCCACUCA